Molecule: messenger RNA, 684 nt
Organism: Prunus armeniaca (apricot)
Lineage: Eukaryota; Viridiplantae; Streptophyta; Magnoliopsida; Rosales; Rosaceae
Source: the annotation of a GenBank genome assembly
AUGGAGGAUUCGGGGGCGAUCCUCUGUCACAUCUCAACCUUGAAGGACAUGCUUGACCAGGUGAACGAAGAAAUCGAGGCGAAUAUUCAGAUCACGCGAGAGAUCGAAUCGGAGAUCGUCAAAUGCUCUGAAAUCGAAAACGCUCUGGCCGCCAAAGAAUCGGACCUCACCAAGACGCUCUACGUCUCGCACUUUGAGCUCACUGGAUUGCUCGCCGUCACCAAAGAUUUAAGGAACUCGGUAGAGAUUAUGGAGAAGGAAUUGUGUCGUCUGAGAAUGAAGCGCGAUGAGACUCUUAAUAGAAUCCACGACCAGCGGGAAAGGUUUAUUGCGAUGUGCUUAGAAUUCCAGAAGGACAUUGACAAGGCGAAUGAUAAUGACCUAUGCAUUCUUCUGUCAGAAAAAGAGUUCCUUGAAAAUGAAAUUCAUAUCUUGGAAGAGAAGAACAAUGCUUUAAAGAAUUCAAUGCUGGCAUUUGUUGAAGGAAUUCUUGAAGAUCUUAUUAGUAGCAACUCUGCUUUACAAGUUGAGAUACAGAGUGGGAGUCAGGAGAACGAUAAACUGCUGAAGGAUAUUCAUAAUAUGAAAUCUUCAUUGCUUUCAACUAUUGCAAUUGAGGACAUCAGAGGGUCAGACCUUUGUGAUUGUUUUUCUACAUGGGCCGUGUCAAUGGAAGACAUGUAA